Molecule: messenger RNA, 1341 nt
Organism: Fraxinus pennsylvanica
Lineage: Eukaryota; Viridiplantae; Streptophyta; Magnoliopsida; Lamiales; Oleaceae
Source: the annotation of a GenBank genome assembly
AUGGGGAAAGAUGAGGAUGAGAUUAGUGGGGAAAUAGAGGAGCGGCUGAUUAACGAGGAGUACAAAAUUUGGAAGAAGAACACUCCAUUCCUUUACGAUCUGGUAAUUACUCAAGCUCUGGAAUGGCCGUCUCUUACCGUCGAGUGGCUGCCGGACCGGGAGGAGCCGCCGGGGAAGGAUUACUCGGUCCAGAAGAUGAUUCUCGGGACUCAUACUUCGGAGGACGAGCCCAAUUAUCUCAUGCUGGCUCAGGUUCAGCUUCCCCUCGAGGAUGCUGAGAACGACGCUAGACAUUACGAGGAUGACCGCUCAGAUUUUGGGGGAUUUGGCUGCGCCGACGGCAAGGUGCAAAUUAUCCAACAAAUCAAUCAUGAUGGAGAGGUCAACCGGGCUCGAUAUAUGCCCCAAAACCCAUUUGUUAUUGCCACUAAAACAGUUAGUGCAGAGGUCUAUGUAUUUGAUUAUAGCAAACAUCCAUCUAAGCCCCCUGUAGGCAGUGCAUGCAACCCUGAUCUGAGGCUGAGGGGCCACAAUAGUGAAGGGUAUGGUUUGUCCUGGAGUCAAUUCAAGCAUGGUCAUUUAUUGAGUGGUUCUGAUGAUGCCCAAAUAUGUUUGUGGGACAUCAAUGCAACUCCCAAAAAUAAGGCUCUAGAUGCAAUGCAGAUAUUUAAGAUUCAUGAAGGAGUUGUCGAAGAUGUAGCAUGGCAUCUCAGGCAUGAGUACUUGUUUGGUUCAGUUGGGGAUGAUCAGUAUCUGCAUAUAUGGGAUCUCCGUUCUCCAUCAGUCAGCAAGCCUAUUCAAUCUGUAGUUGCUCAUCAAAGUGAGGUAAACUGUUUAGCUUUCAAUCCCUUUAAUGAGUGGGUUGUGGCAACGGGCUCAACUGACAAGACUGUUAAAUUAUUUGAUCUUCGAAAAAUUUCUACUGCACUCCACAACUUUGAUGGUCACAAGGAAGAGGUUUUCCAGGUUGGAUGGAAUCCAAAGAAUGAGACCAUCUUAGCUUCUUGUUGUCUCGGUAGGAGGAUCAUGGUGUGGGAUCUUAGCAGGAUCGAUGAAGAACAGACACCAGAGGAUGCUGAAGAUGGCCCCCCGGAGUUGUUAUUUAUUCAUGGUGGUCACACUAGUAAAAUUUCAGACUUCUCAUGGAACCCCUGUCAGGACUGGGUUGUUGCUAGUGUAGCUGAGGAUAACAUAUUACAAAUUUGGCAGAUGGCAGAGAACAUCUACCAUGAUGAAGAUGAUCUACCUGCUGAUAUGUCAUCCAAUUUUUGCUCCAAGCCAGUGGAUUUGAGUAAAUUUGGGGAUAUCUACGCUGGAGCCCAGAAAAAUGUCGGACAAUGA